AUCAUCAGUGGCAAUACCAUUUCUAACCCAUCAAUGUGCUCUCCCCCUCCCAUCCCUCUCCUUCUAGAUGGUAUAUAAGCCCUGGCUGUGCUCGCAGUACUUCCAGACCACCCAGAUCCACUGCAGUAAGAGGAUCCCGUGUGGCCAGUACUGUCUGGAGGUGCAGCAGAGGUGUCCCUUUAUCCUGCCUGACAACGACGAUCUCAUCUAUGGAGGAAGUCCCAGUUUUAUAUGCACAGGGCUGCUGGAGGAGUACCCUGGGGGUGUAGAGGCAGAGUGCUGUGAUGUCCGGUGGGACUUCAAGAUGGAAGCAGACAACAACCGUUCUCGGGGGACCCUCAAAAGAACUCACCCAUCCUGUCUUCACCGAAGCUCUCUCAGUUCCUCGGCCGCGUGCAGACUGUGCAACAGCCGGCUCAAACUCUGCCUGCUUGUCCUUGUCCUCCUGCACACUGUUGCCUCCCUCACCGCAUCCCACAAUGCAACGGGAGUGGGCUUGGGUCUUCCUGCCUCCCUCACCCCUCUGGAGGAGAGUUCCCCCACCAACGAGGAGUGAUGGGAUGGCUGAGGACCUACGUUGUCAUGGCAACAGCAUGGCUAUGAGGAUUUGAAACAUCUCUGCCUUGGUCGGGAAUGCUAAGUGCUGUGGACUUGACAUCUGCAGCCGUCGUGCUUUCUGGGUAAUGGAGUCUUUGCUGAGGUUUGGGACUACUUGGAGACAUACAAAUCAAUCAAAACAAACAAACAAACAAACAAAGAGAAAAAAACCAUGACUGUGGUGGGAAUGUGGGACAAUGCCACAGUCUGACUGUGAAGGCCUCCUCACUGCUGAGUUUCUCUCUGCUCUUUUUUUACACUGUGUUCCUGUUCUGGCUUUUUGUUGCACUGGCUGACUACGGGAUAACAUUCACUCUCCCUCUUUUUGAAUUUCCAUCCUUUAUGUUUUAUGAUGUUCCUUCCUUUCUCUUGCACAGGAAAAUGUCUCAUCGAUAUAGGAUAGGUAACAUGUAUCAAAAAGCAAAGUUGUGAGUGUGUGCAUGCUUGUGUGUGUCCACUCUGAAGUCUCCCCUUAUUUGGGUUCCCAUUCCUAAAGAUUUUUUAGAUGUAGGAAAGGACUGUAAAAUGUUAGUAGUAAUUUGUUCUCAUGUUCUCUCUCACAGUAUCCCUGGUAAAGUUAACACACACCCACAUUUCAUCAGAUUACACUACUGGCCAAUCUCUCAAUAUAGAAGACAACCCCUAGAUAUACGAAUAUUCCACUCUGAAUUCUGUCCCUACCACACUGUUCAUUCUCUAUGACAUCUUCUCAGUCCAGCACUCAACACAGGAGGUGUGAUGUUCUAUUUUCUGUUUAUUGUUUUGUCUAAUCAAGAUGUGUAAACUCUAUUCUGUACUUGCAUGUGGAGGCUCUCUUAAAUUAUGUGAAAUUCACGGCCUUGUUGGUUUGCUUUGCGUAGCCUUAGCCAUGCUGUGUUACAGAACACUACUGCACCCCCAAAAGACCACCAGUAUGGUAUCAGUGUCUUCUGUGUUUCACUGCAUUGUUCAGAAAAUGUUACUUAAAUCUCACAUUAAGUAAAGGGCUUAUUGCUAUGUACAUAUAUUCACACAUCAAAGACGUAUGGCUUAAGGUAUCUCAUUUGACACUGCAUGCUUAGGGGUACAACUUCAAAGGUAAGCAUUUGCUUACAAGGCGGUUCAUGCUUUGCUAUAGAGAACGGGCAGGUGUAGGACCCAGUAUGGAGAAUGUUUGAGGAGAAACGUUGGGCGGCAGAGAGGUUGAGAAGCUCAGCGGUAGAUGUUAGCAUUGCUGUUCGCAUAAUAGUUAAUGAUAGCUGGAAGAAAAGGAAAUAUUUAAGGGCUGUUUAUAUUCUUUGUCCCGUUUUCUAGAUAAUGAGCUGAUGGAUAGGUGAGUCAGGUUCUGAUAGGUGGGUCAUUGUGAAGUCUGUCUGAUGUUUACUUGUUGUCUCACUCAUAUUCAUUACGCAUUCACAACCUCCGGGAGAGUUGGGGAAUAUGACCUGUAAACUCGGAGCAACGAGGUGUGUGCGUUCACGUGCUUUAAAACUGGUUGACACAUUAAUUCACUAAUUAACAGCAAACUAGUUACCUUAACCAUAAACCAAAAGUAGAGCUAUCGCGCUCAUAAACAAAUUAUAGUGUUAAAAAUACAUUUUUGUGGUUGCAUUUAACAGGCAAAAUGCUGUCAUCGAAGUAAUUUCCUUAGGUGACGUCACAGUUCAGAAUGUCAGAGGUGUCGGGGUCCAAAUCAAUACAACAAUACCUUACAGUGAAAAGUGUACUUACAAGCCCUUAACCAACAAUGCAGUUUUAAUAAGAAUAAGUGUUAAAAAAUGAUUUACUAAAUAAGAUAAAGAAAAUUAACAAAAAAAUUAAAGAGCAACAAUAAAUGAACAGUAGCGAGGCUAUAUGCAGGGGUUACCGGUACAGAGUCACUUGUGCGGUGGCACAAGUUAAGGUAAUUAGGUAAUAUGUACAUGUACUGUAGGUAGAGGUGAAGUUACCAUGCAUAGACAACAGAGAGUAGCAGCAGCGUAAAA
Oncorhynchus mykiss (rainbow trout) is the source of this 2561-nucleotide messenger RNA. RefSeq names its product NALCN channel auxiliary factor 1-like. NCBI's taxonomy places the organism in Eukaryota, Metazoa, Chordata, Actinopteri, Salmoniformes, Salmonidae. Gene Ontology annotation, cellular component: plasma membrane. The record is from RefSeq and is a predicted model, not a curated record. Gene Ontology annotation, molecular function: stretch-activated, monoatomic cation-selective, calcium channel activity. Gene Ontology annotation, biological process: calcium ion import across plasma membrane.